Messenger RNA from Laccaria bicolor S238N-H82, 1098 nucleotides. NCBI's taxonomy places the organism in Eukaryota, Fungi, Basidiomycota, Agaricomycetes, Agaricales, Hydnangiaceae. The record is from the annotation of a RefSeq genome assembly.
GACCUGAAGCCGGAACUUCUCCGAGGAAUCUACGCCUACGGUUUCGAACGUUCCUCCGCAAUCCAACAGUGCGCCAUCGUCCCCGUUGUAAAAGGGCACGACGUAAUCGCGCAAGCCCAAUCAGGAACAGGCAAAACCGCCACUUUCUCCAUCUCCAUCCUCCAACAGCUGGACAUGUCCAUCAAAGGCACCCAAGCCCUCAUCCUCGCCCCAACCCGCGAACUAGCCCAACGAAUCCAAAAAGUCGUCAUCGCCCUCGGCGACUACAUGAACAUCGAAUGCCACGCCUGCGUAGGCGGCACCAACGUCCGCGAAGACAUGGCCAAGCUCUAGGAAGGCGUUCAAGUCGUCGUGGGGACUCUAGGCCGCGUAUUCGACAUGAUCAACCGGCGUGCACUUCGGACUGAUAAUAUCAAGAUCUUUUGCUUGGAUGAGGCUGAUGAGAUGUUGUCUCGUGGGUUUAAGGACCAGAUUUACGAGGUCUUCCAACUCCUCCCACAAGACACCCAAGUCGUCCUCCUCUCCGCCACCAUGCCCGCCGACGUCCUCGAAGUCACCAAAAAGUUCAUGCGUGACCCCGUUCGAAUCCUCGUCAAGCGGGAUGAACUCACUCUUGAGGGUAUCAAGCAGUUCUACAUCGCUGUAGAGAAGGAAGAAUGGAAACUUGACACGCUGUGUGAUUCAUAUGAGACGGUCACUAUCACUCAGGCCGUCAUCUUCUGUAACACCCGACGGAAGGUCGAUUGGCUUACUGAGAAGAUGCAUUCGAGGGAGUUUACCGUUACCACUAUGCACGGCGACAUGGAACAAAAACAACGCGAAGUCCUAAUGAAAGAAUUCCGAUCUGGCUCAUCGCGCGUCCUCAUCACGACUGACCUCCUCGCACGAGGUAUCGACGUCCAACAAGUUUCCUUGGUCAUUAACUAUGACUUGCCUACCAAUCGGGAAAACUAUAUCCAUCGUAUUGGACGUAGAGGUCGGUUUGGACGAAAGGGCGUUGCUAUUAAUUUUGUGACGACGGAUGAUGUGAGGAUGUUGAGGGAUAUUGAACAGUUUUAUAACACCCAGAUUGACGAGAUGCCGCUUAAUGUUGCGUGA